AGGUAAAAAGCUUGGAAUAGAGCUUGAGCUGCCAUUACUCGCGCAGGAUCUGCUCUGUUAGAAAACAGGGGCAAGUGGCUCUCUUGCCUGUUGGAGGUUAUGACUUGCCAAGCGUUUGCUUCAUCUGACGCUUUUGUACCCUUGAAUUCUGACUCUUCUCCCUCUCUGCCUCUGAUAAUGCAUCACAGCGCCGCAGAGUGCCUGCCGGUUUCUAACCAUGCCACCAAUGUUGUGUCUACAGUCCCAUCUGUUUUGUCUUUGAUCCAAACUCCUAUAUGCUCCCGUAUCUGCUUUGCCAUGACGACUUCGGGAAACACUUUGGCAGGCCUUCAUUACUCUGUGCCUUCUUGUCAUUAUGGAAACCAACCGUCCACCUACGGCGUGAUGGCAGGCAUCAAGCCUGCAACUCCAGAGAUGCUAUCAGCAAGUCUCUCCCAGAGCCGCAUCUUACAGACGUGCAGCAUGCCACAUCCCAAUGUGGUAAACGGUGUCAGCACCUUGCAAAGCAACCUGACCCCUUGCCUUUACAAAUUCCCGGAGCACGCCCUGAGCGCCAGCUCCUGUGCCCUGGGCCACGGCUUCACGCCCAUGCACCAGUCCCUCCUCGCAGACGAUCCUGCCACCGCAGACUUCAAGCAGGAGUUCCGCAGAAAAAGCAAGUCUGUCGAAGAGCCUGUCGACAUGGACUCCCCUGAAAUCAGAGAACUGGAGAAAUUUGCUAAUGAAUUCAAGCUGCGGAGAAUUAAGUUGGGUUAUACACAAACCAACGUUGGAGAAGCACUGGCUGCUGUGCAUGGCUCUGAAUUCAGCCAAACUACUAUUUGCCGGUUUGAAAACUUGCAGCUGAGUUUCAAGAACGCGUGCAAACUGAAAUCGAUACUGUCCAAAUGGCUGGAGGAAGCAGAACAAGUAGGAGCUUUAUACAAUGAAAAAGUUGGAGUGAACGAGCGGAAGAGGAAGCGCAGAACCACCAUAAGUAUCGCUGCUAAAGAAGCCCUAGAGAGGCACUUUGGAGAACAAAGUAAGCCUUCUUCUCAGGAGAUUAUGAGGAUGGCUGAGGGGCUCAAUCUUGAGAAAGAAGUUGUGAGAGUUUGGUUUUGCAACAGAAGACAAAGGGAAAAAAGAGUGAAGACAAGUUUACAUCAGAACGCUUUUAGUUCCAUUAUCAAGGAGCAUCACGAAUGCCGGUAAAGCUUUUCCAUGUAUAGAUGUGGAUUUCUGUUUUGCUUUUUGUAAAUAUUGUAAAUACUAUGUUGUUAAAAAAAAAAAAAAAAGAAAAAAAAAAUCAGUAAACCACUUGUUUCUCUUACAAGCUAGCCAGCUUCAGAUGUAGUGUGUUGCGGAAGACCCGAUUUUAAUGUAAAAGUUUGGAAACAAAUUAAAUGCUACUGCAUAUACUUAAAGAGUUGGAGGUCUCUGCUUAACUGUAAGGAACCUAUUAUGCAUUAUUCAAGUAGAAAUGCUUUCCAAGUUGCACAAGUAAUUGCAGUUUCCCUGUGCUGUGCCUUUCUUGCAUCUAUGAUAGAUUUAAUGAUUAAUGAAGAACUCCAUAUAGGUACCCUAAGCAUCAGGAAACAAAACCUUUGCAUUGUAUGUGAAGAAAGGUUGCAAAGCUUGAUAUCAGCAGCUGUAACAUUGAAAAUAUUUUGCCUCUGCAUGCCCGUGCACGUGCUUUACCCCCGCCCCGCAUUAACUAGCUAACUGUGCUAACCUUUGCGAGAUUAUCAGCCCUUAGGCCCAUGCCAGGGUCCCAUCUCCAGCGGGGAACACUGAGCAUCGGUGAGAAAUGAGAACGUCAGAGAAGGUGAAUCAGUGACCUUAAACAAGCAGUAGUGAUGCUACCCAAUGUCUCGUUAUGGCCAAGGAUGGGAUAUACCCAUGGGAGCUUGUGGGACUGCCACUAGACCUGAGCACCAGGUAGAGGAACCCUAGCUGAAUACCUGCCUUUCCAAAGAACAGCUCAAACUCAGCUACCCACUCACACCAGCUGUACACACCUGAGUGAAUCAUUUCAAGUGAAUUCUUUGUGUAAGUUCAGGACAAAGCCAUUAGAAAUGUGCCAUAAUUGCCGUCAUUAUUUACAGUAGAGUGAGCUUCCCAGUACGGAGGUGACAACACUGUUCCUACUGUGUGCUCUGCCUCAGCAUACCAUUUGACUGCCUGAAAUUAGUGCCAAGUAGAAGUGACUUUUUUUUAUGCUUGUUAUCAAAGGUAAUUCUUGCUAGUCUAUUAUAUGCCUUCAAGUUUGAUUUGGAUAGGCUUACCUAUAAAAAUUUGGAUACAAUUUACCUGACCUUAAGACUUUGUGACCUGAAGGGAAAAAAUUAGAGAAUUAUCACUGUUUUUAUUAAUUUGGGGUUUCUCUGCUUUGUAUUUUUUUUCUGAUUAAAUCCAUGUGUGGACAUACUUACACCAGAGAUAGUGUUUUAAACUAAAAAGAGAAGGCCCUUGUGCUCUGAAAUAAGUAUCCACACAAAGCAUUUAUUGCACUGUACAUUCCCACUCUCUUACACCCCACUAAUUGAAAAUAAUCUCUUACUUGUCAUUCUCUAGCUGAGAGAGAUAAUCGUGGGGGGGAAAAAAUCCCAGUGCCAGAGCUCCACCUAUCAGAAAGCCAGGCACCGAGAAACUGAAAUUAAUGACUGUAGUACCCACCAGGGAUAGAUUAUCCAGCUAUCUCAUCAGCCCUGCUCAUUGUUAUUAGAAAAGUCCAUUACCAUAUAUGUGUUUUUCACUGUUUUCCCAGGACUGAAAUCGAGUACCUGCAAGUAGUAAUGGCCAGAUACAUUUUAUUUUUCCAUAAACCAGACCUGAUGAUUUAGAAAAUGUCUAGAUAAUAGGCCCACAGAAAGCAAAAGGAGUUUAAUGUUCAAGACCACUUAGAAGCAGUGUGCACAAGUUAAGUGUUCUCUCUCUCGUGUACAUUAAAUUAUGUCUAAUACCUAUUACAGUGACCAUAGGCACAUUCAGCUAUGGAAUUAGGCUCCCAGAUUAAAAACAAAAAUACAUUUUUUUAUGGAUGAAUGCAUUGCUAUAACCCCUUAAUUUAGAAAAAAACCUUCAAUUUAAUAACUCAAAGGGGAGAAAUUGUGCUAUAUACUCUCUUCAGGUUGUUAUCAUCACUAGCAUAGAGCACAGAAAGACCAAGCCUUAGCCUUUAUCCACCACAUGUAUCGACAGAUCAGGAACUUUCCAAAAGGUUGAAAGAUAAAUACAGUUGAGAAGAUUAGCACUCAGUAAAGGUAGUAGCAUGCAUUUGUGUACCUUUGAUGCACUAAUGUUAUGUAUGUUCAAACUAUCUGAUAUGUAUAUAAAUUUUAUUUAUAUUCUAAGUUAUUUUCUUAAAAGGCUUCCUAGAAAUGCUAUAAGCCUGGACUUCCUCCCUCGCAAUAAAGUAUUCUUAUACAUUUGGUAUUUCAGGUAAUGGUUUGUAGUUCUGUUUUGGUAAUACUUUAAUGCUUUGUUGUGUAUC
Molecule: messenger RNA, 3472 nt
Organism: Grus americana (Whooping crane)
Lineage: Eukaryota; Metazoa; Chordata; Aves; Gruiformes; Gruidae
Gene: POU1F1
Product: POU class 1 homeobox 1
Exons: 7
Coding region: 100-1191 (363 amino acids)
Biological process (GO): regulation of transcription by RNA polymerase II
Molecular function (GO): DNA-binding transcription factor activity, RNA polymerase II-specific; RNA polymerase II cis-regulatory region sequence-specific DNA binding
Source: RefSeq, a predicted model, not a curated record